CACAAAGUACCGCGUGGCUAGGGAAGACGGAUGUAAACAAAGACUGUGUCCUUCUCAAAAACCUGCAAAUGCGGACGUUAUGCUGAUUUUUCCUGACAUUUAAAAAMAUGUUUCUCUGUCAAGCCGACAGAAUGGACUUUCGCUGUCCAUAAUGCAAUAGGCACACCUUUUGGAAGCAUGGCCUCAAAUUAUUGAGGAAGCACGCCACGAAUCUAUCACAAUGCAGGAAUUGAUGGGCUGAUCAUUGAGGACAUGCAUGACGUUCAGUACACAUUCUCAAUUGGACCAGAGGUAUGGAUUUUAUCAGGGCAGAGGGAUUUAAGUCUUCUCACAUGUUACUGAUGAAGGCCUUUUGAAUGCAUGUGUCGGAGUCCUUUUGCGAUACGGCAAGCAAAUAAAGGCUGAACAUGUACAGAUCUUCACUGAUAUAAAAAAGAAGCACAGCUCCCAUGCCCUGACUUCAGAUGUGAGCAUAGUGGAGACGACGGCCAGAGCAGCUGCGUUUUUUCCUCUCUGACGGGCUCAUUAUCACUGGAACAGCCACAGGGGUUCAGGCAGAUCCAGUGGAACUCAGAGGUGGUGCAGUAGGUGGCCUGUUGGGAUGGUGGAUGACCAGUGAACAGUUCAGACCUCUCCCUCAGAUCAUCAUGGAGCUGCCUCCCCACCAGCAGCAGAGGCUCUAUGCUGAUAUCAUGGCCGUUUUGGGCUCACUGGACUGGACAGACCUGGCCCAGCUGACCGCCCUGGUCAUAGGGAAUGCUACUCUCCAGCAGCAGGUCACUGCUGCCCUACUCAGUUAUAUCACAAAGGAACUGAGAGCAGAGGUGAGAUAUGGGGACUGAUCUACACAGACUGAAUAUCUGGAGGAACUUAGAACACACAUUUGCUGCCUUUUGAAAGAAACGACUUUUUGUACUCAAAUUCAACUCCAGCUUAUUUUUGGAGACUGAAAUAACCUUCAGUGGAAGAGCCCUUAUUUAGUUAAUACAUUGAGGCUCAUGUCAGACCAGUCAUGUUACCCAAUAUCUGAUCAUAUCCUUUGAUAAAGCACUUAAUGGACAAUUCCACCACUUUUUCACGUGAUUUUCAUUACCUCCAGAACAAUACCAGUGUCUACAUAUGUGAAAAUGGCACAUUUCUACGUUUUGUAGAAACAAAUAUGGAGUUAAAAGUUCUACCCAAUGACAUCAUCAAAAGUUAGAACAUAUUUAAAAACAGUGAUUUUCAAACACUUUGAGACUCGCAGUGACGUGAGGAGCAAGAAAAUACCCUCUGGCUCAAACUUUUUUGAAAAUCACUGUUUUGUUACUUUUAAUCCUAGCCUGUUAUGUCACAGAGAAGCAUUUUUUAUGACCUUUCUUAUCUUUUUAACCACAGAUCAUAAAAACGCGCUGUUUUUACAUAC
This is a messenger RNA of Salvelinus sp. IW2-2015, 1405 nucleotides long. RefSeq names its product protein C19orf12 homolog. The record is from RefSeq and is a predicted model, not a curated record. NCBI's taxonomy places the organism in Eukaryota, Metazoa, Chordata, Actinopteri, Salmoniformes, Salmonidae.